UGUACACUUAACUUGUAUGUCAACACAGUAUCUAUAUAUUUUCUAUAUACAAAGAUAACGGCAUAAGCUUUGCCAUACUCUUGCAUAAGUGUGCUCAAAUCGCGUACAAACCUCACUAUCUGUAUACUUAUCUAUAACUUCUAUCUGCAAUCAUGGAUCUACUAACUGAGCUCGCAAUCCCCAAAAUAUACGCCGAGGAGGGCACCGGCGAGGCCAAUGCGAUGGUAGGAUGCAAGGUGCAGAUCGUUACUAUGAAGAAGGUACAACCUACAUCCAAUAAGACCGCCACAGAACGCUGGCGUCUGUGUAUCUCGGAUGGAAAGUGGUUUCUAGCAGCCAUGUUGGCCACCCAAUUGAACAACAUGGUGAACGACGGACACAUUAAGAAGGGUACUAUACUCAUGCUGAAUAACUAUUUGUGUAACACCGUACGCGAGAGGAAAAUUGCUAUUCUUCUGGAUGUGACCGUGGAGUCUAACGAGCACUUAGGCAUCAUUGGCGAUCCCCAGAACUACGAUCCCGUCAGCACCGCGGCAGCACAAAGCACCCAGAACGCUCAGAACGCUCCGGUGAAGAGUGAAGUCAAGCCCAACCCCCCAAUGAAUAAACCCCAGCCGUCAUACAACAACAAUAACAACAACAGCAGUUAUAACAACAACAACAACAUGAUUAAUAACACGAGAGUCACUCCUUCGCCCAGUCGUGGCGGUGGCACCACCGUACCCAUUAAGUCACUGAAUUGUUACCAGAACAGAUGGUCAAUCAAGGGCCGUUGUGUGAUGAAGGGCGACUAUCGUCACUGGAACAACGACAAGGGAUCGGGCAAGCUAAUCUCGUUCAAUCUGAAGGAUACCACCGGCACAAUCAAGAUGACGGGCUUCAACGAAGUGGCCGAGACCAUCAUGGAAAACAUCCAGAGCACUAAAGUGUAUACAAUAUCGGGAGGAGAGGUCAAAUUUGCCAACCAGAGAUACAACACAACCGGUCACCAGUGCGAAGUCACACUCAAUAAAUCGUCUGUCAUUACGGAGAUGCCCGAUGACGAGGCACCAGGAAUUCAGUACAAUUUCGAAAAGAUUGGAAACAUCAACGACCAAGUGAAGGAUGCUACUGUAGAUGUGAUCGGUGUGAUUUCGGUGGUCAACGACUGUGUCAACAUCAGGACUCGUGCCGGCGGCGAUGUGACCAAAAGGGAUAUGACGCUCAUCGACGAUUCAAACAAGGCUAUCAACAUAACGCUCUGGGGAGCCACAGCUACUGAUUUCGACAAGCAAGAGGGAUCUAUUUUGGCUGUGUCGAAUGCACGUGUAGGUGACUAUAAUGGUCGCACCCUAUCCGCUUCCAGAGAUAGCAUGGUACUAUCAGAUCCCAAUAUCCCCGACGCACACAGACUUCGAGGCUGGUACGAUAAGAUUGGCAAGAACACACAAGUCGAGUCACUAUCGGCUGGUGGUGUAGGGGGAGCACAGCGAUGGGAUGACGAGCGUAUCACACUUGGCGGCAUCAGUUCCGGCCCCAAGUUGGAGCAACUUCAGAGCACCAGCAAGCCGCUCUACUUUAUUACUUCCGGGUACAUUGACGUGAUCAAAAAGGAGAACUUCAUUUACAACGCAUGUCCCGAUUGCAACAAGAAAAUUUCGGAACAAGGCAGUGGCUACCAUUGCGAGAACUGUUCAAAGGACUUCAGCGAGGCGUCUAAGCGUCUUAUGCUGAGUAUGUGCUUGUAUGAUACCGAAGGUAACACGUGGGCAACCGCUUUCCACGAGACUGCACAAGACAUCCUUGGCAUAUCGGCUGAAGAUCUCUACACUCUUUCCAUGAACGACCCAGACGCAUUCGAAGCGAAAAUGAACGAUGCCAAAUUCAGGCACCUGCUGAUCAAGCUGCGGGCCAAGAUGGAUACCUACAAUGAUGAGUCGCGUGUGCGUUGCAAUAUCAGCGCCGUUAAGGCGAUAGACUACCUGGCCGAAUCAAAGCGAAUGCUGAGCGAAAUCAAGCAAGCAGGGUUUGCGUAGACACUGAGACCUCUGUUACUUCAUAGGAGACGGAGCCGGUUAUAAAGAAUAUAUCCCUUAGAGAAUUUGUCCGAAGACGCUGGGUCCCACAAUUUUAUGGCUAAAUAGCUGCAUCA
Messenger RNA from Sphaeroforma arctica JP610, 2131 nucleotides. RefSeq lists its product as hypothetical. Lineage: Eukaryota; Ichthyosporea; Ichthyophonida. Bases 153 to 2015 code for a protein of 620 amino acids. The transcript has 10 exons. Gene Ontology annotation, cellular component: nucleus. Gene Ontology annotation, molecular function: DNA binding. The record is from RefSeq and is a predicted model, not a curated record. Gene Ontology annotation, biological process: DNA repair; DNA replication; DNA recombination.